AUGAUUAUGCAUGGGGAUUUGUAUAUAAAUAGCCCGGUUUCCUUAAUCACAGCUCAUUCGGAACAGACGGCUACAGGUCAGCAAUCUAGGAUAAAGUUCAUCAUCAGCAUGGACUAUUACAAGAUCCUAGGUAUCUCCCAAGAUGCUUCAAUGGAAGAUAUUAAAAGAGCUUACCGGAAAAUGGCACUUAGAUACCAUCCAGAUAAAAAUAAAUCAUCGGAUGCAGAGGAAAGGUUUAAAGCCAUCUCGCAAGCUUACGAAAUAUUGAGCGAUGUGAAAAAGCGGGAGUGUUACGAUCAACAUGUGAAAGGUAAAAUGGAGGAUGAGGAGGUACCUAAGGAGGGUAAUAAUAAAACUCGCUUCACAUAUACCUCUACCCAUACUAGCGAUCCCAAAACCAUUUUCCAUCAGUUCUUCGGCACCCACGGUAAUUUUAAUCACUUCUUUAAUAACUCUGACGACGACGAUGAUGAUGAUGAUGAUAUUCGUAUGAUGUGGAGAGGCAUCAGUAGGCAUCGAAUGGGAGGUUUCAACUGUAAUCACAAACACUAUCACAGGGGGGGAAGGCAUCAUCAUCAUCAUCAUCAUCAUCAUCAUCAUCAGGAUCCUCCAAUCUACCGGGACCUGUACGUGACCCUCGAAGAAAUAGCUCAAGGAGUGAUCAAAAAGAUGAAAAUCACGCGGAGUGUGUUUAGCGAUGAUGGAAAAUAUACCACCAGGAGAGAAGAGAAAAUAUUGAGCAUUAACAUUAUGCCCGGUACGAAGGAUGGUUUUGAGAUCAAAUUCGAAAGAAUGGGAGACGAGUCGCCUGGCAAGGUCCCGGCUGAUAUCAUUUUCGUUAUUAGGGAAAAGCCUCACCCGGCAUUUAAGAGAGACGAUACUAAUUUGAUCUACUCGGUCAAAAUCCCCCUCAGAGACGCCUGGUGUGGUACCAGCGUGUCUGUCCCUACUCUGGAAGGCCAAAGGGUCACACUCGAUUUCAAAAAUAUAAUUAUCACACCUCAGACGAAGAAGAUACUCUCAGGAUAUGGUCUACCUUUUCUUGACAACCCUUCCAGAAAGGGUAAUAUCAUUGUUCAUUUUGACAUCCAAAUUCCAGAUUUAUUGCUAGAAAACGUCAGAAAUAAUCUUUUCAAAUUAUUGCCGAUAGUCGUUAAUGCAUUAUUAUUAUUAUUUAAAAUAAUAAUAAUAAUAAUAAUAAUGAAAUUUAUCACGUUCCCAAACACCAGAGAGUCUUAA
This is a messenger RNA of Macrobrachium nipponense, 1239 nucleotides long. Its product is annotated as dnaJ protein homolog 1-like. Gene Ontology annotation, molecular function: protein-folding chaperone binding. The transcript is spliced from 3 exons. Bases 1 to 1239 code for a protein of 412 amino acids. Gene Ontology annotation, cellular component: cytosol. The record is from RefSeq and is a predicted model, not a curated record. Lineage: Eukaryota; Metazoa; Arthropoda; Malacostraca; Decapoda; Palaemonidae.